This is a messenger RNA of Hevea brasiliensis (rubber tree), 366 nucleotides long. RefSeq lists its product as uncharacterized. NCBI's taxonomy places the organism in Eukaryota, Viridiplantae, Streptophyta, Magnoliopsida, Malpighiales, Euphorbiaceae. The transcript has a single exon. Bases 1 to 366 code for a protein of 121 amino acids. The record is from RefSeq and is a predicted model, not a curated record.
AUGGUUCUUCAGACAUUAAGGGAGCACCAGUUAUAUGCCAAGUUCUCUAAUUGUGAGUUCUGGCUAAAGAGUAUAUCAUUCUUAGGACAUGUAGUAUUAGAGAAUGGAAUAAAAGUGGAUCCUAAGAAGGUUAAAGAAAUGGCAGAUUGGUCGAGGCCAACUACAGUGCCUAAGAUCAAUAGUUUCAUAGGUUUGGCUAGUUAUUAUAGAAGAUUUGUGCUUGAGUUCUCCAAGAUAGCUGCUCCAAUAACUAGGUUACUUAAAAGAAUAAGAACUUUGAAUGGAGUGAUUAAUGUGAGGAGAGCUUUCAGAAGCUUAAGGAGUGUUGAUUUCAGCACCAGUAAUAGCCUUGCUUAUAGGCAUUGA